Messenger RNA from Coniophora puteana RWD-64-598 SS2, 852 nucleotides. RefSeq lists its product as uncharacterized. The coding region runs from base 1 to 852 and encodes 283 amino acids. The record is from RefSeq and is a predicted model, not a curated record. The transcript is spliced from 3 exons. Lineage: Eukaryota; Fungi; Basidiomycota; Agaricomycetes; Boletales; Coniophoraceae.
AUGGACAGCAUCCUCACAGUCCCCGGUCCCAUCCAGAAAUUCUUCAGUCUCUUUCCCCUCCAGUCACACUCUCCUAUAACUGUUCCGUUCAAGCGCCCUGUGCAAAAGCCUACGCUGUGGAUCGCACCACCAAGAACCUUCGAAACCUCCGAUUUCCUCAGCACCGAUGUCGAAUGUCUAAAAUGGCAGGCUUACAUCGCCCUUCGCGGCCUCACCAACGUUGCUGUUCGCUCAGAUGUCUCGCCGGAAGGCGCAUUGGGUGAACGUCUGCCCAAUUUGCAUGUUCCUGCAUUCGGCGACGUUGAUGGUAACCUCCUGGCCGCGCAUAUGAUCCCAGGCUGGGUAGACGAGCAACUCGGGGUACCCGUGGAUGACCUCGAGGGCUACAAGGACGGGCCAUGUAAGGAUGAGAGUCGCGCAUGGGUCUCCCUUCUGGAAGGCGUCGUGCAUACUGCUCUGAUCACCUCCUUACCACUCCCUUCCCUGUUCUCUUCACUAAUGGAAGCAGAUUCGGGCGCAAUCAGACCAGUACAAGCUCUCAUGAACCCUCCGCCCGCUCCCCUGACUGGCAUUAGCUCUUUUAUUCCUCCUUAUGGGGUGAGGAUGACCUUCGCUUCCAUUCAGGGCCGAUAUACAGAGGCCAUUGGCGCUCUCUCUGAACGGCUAGGGACUGAUAAAUGGUUCCUUGGUUCAGACAAUGCUACCGCGUUGGACGCGCUUGCCUUCGCGUACCUCCACGUCCUCAUGCACGGAAGCGACGACGUCCGCAUCGAAGUUACUAAAAGAGUCAACUUGGUGACAUGGGAACGGCGUGUUAGAUCGCAAGUUCAGGGAGCGUUUUGCAGCGUCUGA